This is a messenger RNA of Olea europaea var. sylvestris, 1129 nucleotides long. RefSeq names its product tropinone reductase-like 3. NCBI's taxonomy places the organism in Eukaryota, Viridiplantae, Streptophyta, Magnoliopsida, Lamiales, Oleaceae. The transcript has 6 exons. Gene Ontology annotation, molecular function: oxidoreductase activity. The record is from RefSeq and is a predicted model, not a curated record. Bases 203 to 964 code for a protein of 253 amino acids.
UUAAAGGUUCUCUGUGUAAACUAUGAACUCCGUAUUUGAUCAAUCUAAAGAAGAAAUUGACAUCCAACGGUUCUAAAUCUAACGAUUGUGAUCGUUUGUUGCGUCGUGCCCUCUUCACUCCCAAGAACUCUAAAAAUUGGAUAAAUUACUAUAACCUUAAAAGAAAUAUACUUCUGCUGUUGAAACAAGAAAAUAAGGAAAAAUGGAGAAAUUUGGACGAAGAUUUGAAGGGAAAGUAGCCAUAGUCACGGCUUCGACUCAGGGCAUCGGCUACAGCAUUGCAGAGCGUCUUGGAUUGGAAGGCGCUUCCGUUGUUGUCUCCUCUCGCAAACAAAAAAACGUUGAUGGAGCAGUGGAAAAACUCAAGGCUCGGGGAAUUGAAGUGCUCGGUAUAGUAUGCCAUGUAUCUAAUGCACAACAAAGAAAGAACCUGAUACAGAAAACCCUUCAGAGAUAUGGGAGACUGGAUGUAAUCGUGUCCAAUGCUGCUGCAAACCCUGCUGUGACUGCCAUCUUGGAAACUAAAGAAAUUGUCCUCGAUAAAUUAUGGGAGAUCAAUGUGAAAGCGUCUAUUCUUCUUAUGCAAGAAGCAGCUUCUCACUUGCAGAAGGGUUCAUCAGUUGUUCUCAUUUCUUCUAUAGCUGCCUACCAACCCUCUGAGGCCUUGGCUAUGUACGGGGUGACCAAAACCGCCCUUCUUGGGCUCACAAAGGCACUUGCAGCUGAGAUGGCCCCAAAUACUCGUGUAAAUUGUGUUGCACCGGGCUUUGUUCCCACGCACUUUGCCUCAGCUAUCACAAGCAAUAAAAGCAUGAGGAAGAACCUCGAGGAAAAGGCAUUGCUCAACAGGCUAGGAACAACACAAGAUAUGGCUGCAGCAACGGCCUAUUUGGCUUCAGAAGAUGCCUCUUAUGUGACCGGAGAAAUUUUGGUAGUUGCUGGAGGAACGCCCUCCAGGCUGUAGUUUCUUGUCCUUUAAUUUGCUCUUCUUUGGAAUAUUUCCUUCUUACAAUUUGCCUCCCAGAGUAUGAUGAAUAAGAUUCUCCCCUACCCGAAGCACUGACCAUAAACUAUGUGAUCUCUUCUUGGUUGUUUUCCUCUAAGAAUUUCUGCAGGACUCGGGUUUAUA